Molecule: messenger RNA, 921 nt
Organism: Cariama cristata (Red-legged seriema)
Lineage: Eukaryota; Metazoa; Chordata; Aves; Cariamiformes; Cariamidae
Gene: ENOPH1
Product: enolase-phosphatase 1
Exons: 6
Molecular function (GO): acireductone synthase activity; magnesium ion binding
Source: RefSeq, a predicted model, not a curated record
GAGACCUUGUUCCCUUACAUCAAAGACAAUGUGAAGGAGUAUCUGCGUGCUCACUGGGAGGAGGAGGAGUGCCAGCGGGACGUCAGACUUCUGAGAAAACAGGCACAGGAGGAUUCCAGCUUGGACGGGGCUGUGCCGAUCCCUUUGGAGAGUGGAAGCGGAGAAGAGGAGCUGGAGCGGGUCAUCCAAGCGAUCGUUGACAACGUACAUUGGCAGAUGUCUCUGGACAGGAAAACCACGGCACUGAAGCAGCUGCAGGGUCAUAUGUGGAGGGCAGCCUAUGCAACCGGGCACGUCAAAGGAGAAAUCUUCGAGGACGUGGUUCCAGCCAUCCGGAAGUGGCGGGAAGCAGGGAUGAAGGUCUAUAUCUACUCUUCGGGCAGCAUUGAAGCCCAGAAGCUUCUGUUCGGAUACUCUACAGAAGGUGAUAUCCUAGAGCUCUUUGAUGGCCACUUUGAUACCAAAAUAGGCCCCAAGGUAGAAAGUGAGAGCUACAGAAGGAUUGCCGCCAGUAUUGGGUGUGCCACCAACAACAUCCUUUUCCUGACGGAUGUCCCUCGAGAAGCCAAUGCGGCCGAGGAAGCAGAUACUCACGUGGCUGUGGUGAUCAGACCAGGCAAUGCAGGACUGACGGAUGAUGAGAAAUCAUAUUACAGCCUCAUCUCCUCUUUCACUGAACUUUUCUUGCCUUCCUCCACUUAGGAAAAGCGGUGCACGCACAAAAUACUGUGCUUCACCUGAAUUGUCUUUGUGUAAUGUUAGGUAAUUUUGUCCAUAAUCAGAAUUUAAAACCAAACCCACAUCAUGUCUUGGACUCGCAACUAGUGCAGGCAGGUAUGGAUGGAGCGUACAGUGUGGGGGGGUCCCUUGUGCAGCACAGGUUUGGGCUGCCACAGAAAAAGCCAGCCCUUGUUGCAGGCA